Molecule: messenger RNA, 1997 nt
Organism: Peromyscus californicus insignis
Lineage: Eukaryota; Metazoa; Chordata; Mammalia; Rodentia; Cricetidae
Gene: Cfap107
Product: cilia and flagella associated protein 107
Exons: 4
Coding region: 363-947 (194 amino acids)
Source: RefSeq, a predicted model, not a curated record
CACAAAAAUGUGGCAAGGGUGGUGCCCCUCUUGUAACAGGGGAGACACCCGGCCUUUCACUGCUGUUUUCACGGUGGUGCUUUUCAGUUUGACCCCUUUAUGUGGGGCCAGCUCUGCUCCUCCAGAAUCAACUGCCUCCUAGUGAAGAGGAUCUGUGUCUGUCGCCAUGGAGACAGUCAACAAAAGAGAAUCCAAGUCACAUCACUCUGCCUGGAUGGAAGUGAGCUCUCCGGGCUUGGUUUUAAAUUUCCUGAGCUGGACAGAGUGUUGGCAGAUAAGGAGAUGAACACUCGAACAACCCCCCAAUACCUCUCUGUCCCCUGAACCUGCCAAGUCAACCGGACGCCUGACAGAUCCUUACCAUGUUUACGACCGCAGCGGUUCCUCAGACGUUUUCGACCCCGAGCUGGCAGAUUGAAAAGCAGUAUUCAACGAGAGUGCUCGUUGGAAACUGGGUGGAAGAGAGGAGGAAGUUCACCAAAGCCACUGACCGCACCCCACAGUGCAUUUACAGGAAGGAAUAUGUCCCCUUCCCAAGCCACAGACCAGACCAUAUAUCCAGGUGGUACGGGAAAAGGAGAGUGGAGGGUCUCCCAUACAAGCACCUGAUCACCCACCACCAGGAGCCCUCUCAUCGGUACCUGAUCAGCACCUAUGAUGAUCACUACAAUCGACACAAUUAUAACCCCGGUGUGCCCGCCCUGCGUACCUGGAACGGACAGAAAUUGCUGUGGCUGCCAGAGAAGUCUGACUUUCCCCUUCUCGCACCCCCCACAAACUAUGGACUGUUGGAGCAGCUGAGACAAAAGUGGCUUGUGUCCACGACUGGCCCGAGGGAAAGCAUUUAUACUACAUCCUACCCCAGGCUGCCGGUGUGUGCUAUGUCCAGGAGGGAGCAUGCCAUCCCGGUCCCUCCCCCUCGACUGCACCCCACCCCACACUUCUGAGAACGACCACUCCAUUUGUAGUCCGGCCAGAGCCAGCAGGAGACCCACGACCUCACUGGACUUGUCACACAGCAAGCAUCUGCAGAUGUAGCCCAAGAAUUAAUUAUGGACCAUUGUUGGGGUGUGUGUCUUAGAAUCAUGAUUUGUAUUUUGUGGUACCUUCUCUCUAAACUCAUACAUUGUUUUUUUUCCACCCCAUAAUUAAAGCUCCUUUACAAAACUGCAAAACUGCAAAGCCAAGUGUGUACAGAGGCCAAACAGACACUGUAGGAGAAAAACAGAAGUAUUGAGCUCAUUGAGUUUCUGUUCACUGUGACCAAAUAUCUGACAGACAAUACCUUAAGGGAGGAAGGGUUUAUUCUAGCUCACAGUUCCAGAGCUACAGCCAGCCCGUGUGCUUUGGAAGACAUGGUGACAGAAGCUGAAGGCAGCUGGUCCCCUUGCAUCCAGAGUCAGGAGGCGAGAAUCAGGUGGGUUCAAUAGCUCACCUCUUUUUGUCUCAGAAUCCCAGUCCAUGGAAUGGCACCACCUACAGUGAACUCAAUUUAGCUCAUCGCCCACAGGCAUGACCAAGGCUUGUCUCUUAGGUGAGUCUAGAGCUUGCCAAGUUGACAACCAAUAUUCACCACCGCAAUGCUCUUUAAAAAUUUAUCUAUUCGUAUUUGUGCAUGCCUGCAUGUGGAGAUCUGCUGUGGGAUGGUCUGUAUGUCAAGUGUGUUGCUGAUUGAUCAAUUAAUAAAUCACUGAUUGGCCAGUGGCUAGGCAGGAAGUAUAGGCGGGACAAGGAGGAGAAUAAAGCUGGGAAGUGGAAGGCUGAGAGAGACACUGCCAGCCACCACGAUGAGAAACAGCAUGUGAAGAUGCCAGUAAGCCACGAGCCACGUGGCAAGGUAUAGAUUUAUAGAAAUGGAUUAAUUUAAGCUGUAAGAACAGUUAGCAAGAAGCCUGCCACAGCCAUACAGUUUGUAAGCAAUAUAAGUCUCUGUGUUUACUUGGUCGGGUUUGAGCGGCUGUGGGACUGGCAGGUGAGAGAGAUUUGUCCUGACUGUG